This is a messenger RNA of Syngnathus typhle (broad-nosed pipefish), 4142 nucleotides long. RefSeq names its product cadherin-22 (gene cdh22). The transcript has 14 exons. Gene Ontology annotation, cellular component: catenin complex; plasma membrane; adherens junction. Lineage: Eukaryota; Metazoa; Chordata; Actinopteri; Syngnathiformes; Syngnathidae. The record is from RefSeq and is a predicted model, not a curated record. Gene Ontology annotation, molecular function: cadherin binding; calcium ion binding. Bases 738 to 3125 code for a protein of 795 amino acids. Gene Ontology annotation, biological process: cell-cell junction assembly; calcium-dependent cell-cell adhesion; homophilic cell-cell adhesion.
GCAGCUUGCCUCGUCCUGCGCCAGACGCGCGGCGUGGAUGCAAGGACAGGAGGGAAGACGCGCGGAGUCUCUGAAGACCACCAACACACGGGAUAUCGUACACGUUUGCCGCCUCCUGGCAGGAGAGGGACGCACACAGUCCUCGUUUCGAGUCGGACGCAUCGAAGCGAGACGGUCGGCCGCGGACCCGAGUCGUCUCUCGAGCGUGGCAGCGAGGUCAUCGGGCUGAGGGUUGGUUUGGCCUUUCUCGGGAUCACUGUUGGACCAGCGCAAGACAUUUGAAGAGCGACCGCUUUAGUCUACAGUUUCACUGUUGAUCGAGCAAACAACCUUCCAAGGAAAUGUACUUUUUGGACAGCAUGCCAUGAAACCACCUGGAACACAAGAGAUGGACAUUUUGAAGACAUUUAACUUGAUUGGAUAGACAGAUUGUUGGGAAAUUAAAGGUGUCAGAAGAGAGCUCAUCUUUAUGUUUAGUUCAAAAGAUCCUGUUAUGUCAUGUGAAACUUUACGCGGAAAUGGGUCAAAGAUGGAAUCCCAAUGAGUGGCCAUGUUACAGUACAAGAAUCUAAAACGGCCUGCAUUCAACUGACCAUCUUUGAUCUAAUGGAUUAAUAUUCACCUCACUGCAACGUGGACAUUAUUCCUCUCUUUUUUUCUUUCUUUUUUUGUUUUUAAUUACAUGUGGACCCACGCUGGACUUUUCUUUUAGUUGUUUGUGUUUCCUAUAAUUGGACAUGGCUCCCUACUGGACAGUUGCCGCUUGGACGUUGCUGGCUGCAUCGACUUUCUUUAUCCGUUGGUGUGAAGCUGCACGGACUAGUGACUCCAGCAGGGGGGAGCAAGGAGCCUCAUCCGUGGAACGAGUGAAGCGGGGAUGGGUGUGGAACCAGUUCUUUGUGGUGGAAGAGUACACCGGCACAGAGCCCCUCUAUGUUGGAAAGAUUCACACGGACUCGGAUGAAGGCGAGGGCGCCAUCAAGUACACCAUCUCCGGAGAAGGGGCGGGCAGCAUCUUCAUCAUCGACGAGCUGACGGGCGACAUCCACGCCAUGGAGAGGCUGGACCGCGAAGAGAAAGCCUUCUACACACUGCGAGCGCAGGCCCGCAAUCGCCUCAGCAACGACCCGCUGGAGCCGGAGUCCGAGUUUGUCAUCAAGGUCCAAGACAUCAACGACAGCGAGCCCAAGUUCUCGGAGGGACCGUACAUCGGCAGUGUGGCCGAACUGUCUCCUAUAGGAACGUCUGUUCUCAAGAUCACAGCGUCCGACGCUGACGACCCGUCGUAUGGCAGCAGUGCCAGAGUGGUCUACAGCGUCCUGGAUGGAGAAAAGUUCUUCACUGUGGGCAGGCACACAGGGAUCAUAAUGACGGCCGUGGCAGAUCUGGACCGCGAGACGCAGGAUCGUUACGAGCUGGUCGUCAAGGCGACCGACAUGGCAGGGCAAAUGGGUGGUCUCUCCGGGUCCACCACGGUGACCAUAGUGAUCACAGACGUUAAUGACAACCCGCCACGCUUCCCGCAGAAGAUGUACCAGUUCACGGUGUCAGAAGGCGCUGCCAUCGGCACCCCAGUGGGGCGUGUCAUUGCUACUGAUGCAGACAUGGGGGAGAACACAGACAUGAGGUACCUGAUCCAGGAAGGAGGUGAGCUCUUCAGGGUGACCACGGACGCCACCACCCAAGAAGCCGUCGUCUCCAUCAAGAAGCUGUUGGAUUUUGAGAGCAAACGCACACACAAUGUCGUGGUCGAGGCCGUGAAUAAGCACUUGGAUCCUCGCUUCGUGGAUCUGGGCUCCUUCCGGGAUCAGACCAUAGUCCGCGUCAGCGUGUCGGACGUGGACGAACCGCCGCUCUUUCAGCCUGCCGACGGCACCGUCAUGGAGGUGCAGGAGGAUGCCAAAGUGGGAGCGCUGGUUGGCGUAGUCACCGCCCGAGACCCCGACGUGAAGAAUAAACCUGUCAGGUUCUCCAUCGAUCACAGCACCGACUGGGACAUGAUCUUUCAGAUUGACCCCGACUCGGGUGCCAUCACGCUGGAGAAACUUUUGGACCGCGAGGCAGCCGGCUGGCACAACAUCACCGUCAAGGCCGUGGAAGCCGAUAACCACACCAUGGCGUCGCACUCGGCGGUGAGCAUUCGGAUCCUGGACGUCAACGACAAUCCUCCUGAGCUGGCCUCCCCCUACGAAGUCUUCAUAUGUGAAGAUGCAAUGCCGGGCCAGAUAAUUCACACCGUCAGUGUGGUGGACAAAGACGAGCCGCAGACCGGACAUCACUUUUACUUCACGCUGGCUCCGGAAGCCUCUGGCAAUCGACACUUUGACCUUUGGGAUGUCCAAGACACCACCGCCGGUAUCCGGACGCAGCGGUCAGGCUUCAACCGGCACGAGCAGAACGUCUACUUCCUGCCCAUCCUGGUGGGUGACAGCGGCCCCCCCUCGCUCAGCUCCACGGGCACCCUGACCAUUCACAUCUGCGGCUGUGACACAGCUGGAACCAUCCAGUCCUGCAACGCUACGGCCUAUGUGAUGAGUGCAGCUCUCAGCCCCGGGGCACUUAUCGCGCUGCUGGUGUGCAUGCUCAUCCUCAUCGUCCUCGUCUUGCUCAUCCUGACUCUCAAACGCCACCGGAAAGGCCAGCGGAUGGCUGAGGACGAGGAGGACAUGCGGGACAACGUCAUCAAGUACAAUGACGAGGGCGGCGGUGAACAGGACACUCAGGCCUACGACAUGAGCGCCCUCAGGAACCUCUACGACUUCCCCGAGUCCAAGAGCGCCGCCGACUCAGUCCCGGAAAUCCACACGCUGCCGCAGUGGUUUCAGGCCAACCGUUUAGCGGGCGGGGCGGCGGAAUCGUGCUCGGCCGCUGACUUCUCGCUCUUCAAAGGUUACAUCCGCAAAAAGGUGGAGCAGGCCGACGCUGAUCUGUCGGUGCCGCCGUAUGACUCGUUCCAGACGUACGCCUUUGAGGGCACGAGCUCGCCCGCCCUGUCGCUCAGCUCCAUCCACACACUGUCCACCACGUCCGAUCAGGAUUUCUCUUACCUCAGUGACUGGGGGCCGCGAUUCCGGCAGCUGGCGGGGUACUACGCGCCGGGAAAACCCGAUGAGGACGGGUCCUAGCAGAGCGUCCCGUCCUGCCGAGAGACUUCUUCUUUAUUCUCCUCUUUCUUUAUCCAGUGUUUUUCCAAACCACGGAAAGACCUCCUUAUCUCACUUGGUGUCUCUGACCCGGUUUUAGCUAUCCUGAGGGACUUUAUUUGGGAAUUGAGUGUGACAGGCGUGAGAGAAAAGAGAUGUCAGCUUCACGGAAUUGCCGUUUUGCAAACGAAAGGAGAAAGCAGCAGGAAAUAUUCCUGUAAAUCUUUGAAAGCAGCAGGAACAUCUGUGUCUCGCGCUAUGUGGAUAAAAGUAGUGGGACACACAUUUUCUUCAAUGAGUUUAUCAAUUACGAGUCAGACAUUUAAGAAGAAAAAAAAAAUCGUGUCCCAAUAUUUUUUUUUUUUUUUUGUUGUCACACUGGAUGCCACAGAAAGACAACCCUUCAAAAAACCGAUAUUUUUUCGAGGGUCGUUGAUAUUUAUCUAUUUAUUUUCUUUUGUAUUUAUUUAUUUACACAGACUAAAUGGAAUUUGGUACCAGAAGGGAAAUACAAAUACAAAAAAAAAGACAAGAAAUGAAGGUCAUGUGUAACUUUGGACUAUAUUUGAAUUUUCUUUUUUUUUUCUAUGAACUCUUUUGUGAAAAACAUAAUGCGAGAUGGACGGUUUGUAAAAAAAAAAAAAAAAGAAAACAAGGAAGAGAACAUUUCUUUGCCUACUUGUGUUUUGGGGAUGGGGGUGCAAAACAAUUUUUAAGUAGAAUUUUUUUGUCGCUGUUCUUUCAGUUGACAAAGCUAAUUUGAAACGCAAAUAUUGCAAACAUUUGAAUUACAAAUUUGAUGUUCUAUUAUUUUGUUCGUGUGUUUUAAAAAAAAAAAAAAGAGUUAAUAUUGUAUCAUGAAAUGUUUACUUUGCACUUCAUUUUAUGUACAUGAAGAGGCAGCGGUUUAAAGGUACGAUGAGUAACUGGUGACAUCCUUCUUCUACCUACAACCUGUAAUUCAUGUUGACCUCAAUGUAUGAAAAACUGAUCAAAAGA